Molecule: messenger RNA, 6713 nt
Organism: Actinia tenebrosa (Australian red waratah sea anemone)
Lineage: Eukaryota; Metazoa; Cnidaria; Anthozoa; Actiniaria; Actiniidae
Biological process (GO): carbohydrate metabolic process; glycosaminoglycan metabolic process
Cellular component (GO): membrane
Molecular function (GO): polysaccharide binding; beta-N-acetylhexosaminidase activity
Source: RefSeq, a predicted model, not a curated record
CGUAUGUACUAUCCAUCGACUCUUGGGCUGACUCUGAGAGGCGGUCAAGAGUGAGGGAAGGAACUGUUAGCUGAAUAUUCUGUGUAAGAUUUUUAACUACUUCAAGGAUAAUGGCUUCAGUUAUGUUGAUAUUCCUAAUUCUAGGAGUUUGCUUACCAGUUCUGAACGCCCAGGUCAGCCAAUCAACACUCGACUACAUCGCAGGGAAUCUCGGGUUACGCUAUGACAUACUAGACAACAUGCAAGACACCUGGAAAACCUACUUGAUAGAGCUGACCUUGACCAACGAAGGUUCACAAGCCAUUAGCUUGGGAAACUGGGCGAUAUAUUUCUGUCAUAUUCGCGUGAUUGAACCUGAACACACGAAACAUAACCCUAAUGGUUAUGUACUACCAGGCUACGCGCUAAAGAUCACCCACAUCAACGGCUGUCAACAUAAGCUCGAGCCGACGCCCGAGUUUAGAGCCUUGGUAGCAGGUGAAGUCAGAAAGAUUCGUUUCAAGUCGGAGUUCUGGGCGGUCGCUAAGACUGACGUCAUGCCGAACUUCUAUGUAGCCGCUGACGGACUGCAGGCUCGUACGAUUACAAGCACUUCCGGUGAAAGCCUAGAUUUUGUUGGGGACUUCACUACCCCUAAACAGUGGAAGCGCUACGAUGCUGAUAAGUAUAAUCCCUAUUCUCCUCAAGUGAGAUUUACGAUUAAUGACAUCAAGGACAUGAAGCGACCUGGCCUGCCAGUUAUACCGAGUCCAUCCGAGGUGACUGGGUUCGAGGAUAGUCAAAGACUGAACUUAAUGACAGGGGACUGGAGUUUGGUUGCUGAAAGUGGCCUCAGUCGAGAGAAGAAAUUCUUGGCUACGGCGCUGGGCCUAAACAUCAAUUACAACAUCAACACAUUCCGUCAGAUCCACCUCAAGCUUGGUGACGUCCAGAUCGCAGGAAAACCAUCGUCCAGUAACGAGGCGUACAGCCUAAACGUAGAAGUCUUGCUGGAGAGGAUCACAAUCACCGGCAAAACACCAGUUGCUGUAUUCUGGGGGAUACAAUCACUGCUGAGUUUGGGCCACUCUGGAUAUGUACCACAGAUCUCAAUCCGUGACGCCCCAAGAUACGAAUACAGAGGAAUGGAGAUCGAUCUUGGGAGAAACUUCAUGCCGAAGUCUGAGAUACUGAAGACGAUAGACGCCAUGGCGAUGUACAAACUGAACAAACUACAUCUACACUUGACGGAUGAUGAAGGAUGGAGACUGGAAAUACCUGGACUCCCAGAAUUAACUACGAUCGGAUCCAGGAGAUGCCACGAUCCACAGGAAACCCAGUGCGUGGAUUCCCAGCUCGGCUCAGGGCCUGGAACGGGUAACGCAGGGACUGGUUUCUACACGGUCGACGCAUACAAAGAAAUCCUUCGAUAUGCUAAUGAUAGACACGUGGAGAUCAUUCCAGAGUUCGACAUGCCUGGACAUGGUCACGCUGCUAUCAAAGCUAUGCAGGCCCGUUACCAGAAGUACCUAGCAAUGGGAGAUUCGUACAAAGCCAACCAAUAUCUUCUAUCCGACGCACAAGACACUUCCAAAUACCUGUCAGUCCAGUUUUUCACAGACAACGCCAUCAACCCGUGCUUAGAAUCGACUUACGAGUUCUUUGAACACAUUGUCUUCCAAGUACGAAACAUGCAUUUAGGAAUUCAACCCCUCAAGAUCUUUCACUUCGGGGGUGAUGAGGUCGCUAAGGGCGCGUGGACAAAAUCCCCGGCUUGCGCUAAGAUGUCUGCUCAACUUGGUCUCAACUUCACAAGCCCAAAUAUUGUAAAGGAUCUGAAGGAAAUCUUCGUUCGACGCGUGGCCAAUAUUGCGCACAAAUACUGCUUGGAUCUUGGAGCCUGGGAAGAUGGUGUUUUAGGUGUUAAAGACACGCCGUAUGAUCGAUCCUACCUCAAGAAUCGUCACGUCUAUGCCUAUGCUUGGGAUAAUGUAUGGGAAUGGUUUCAAGGAGACAGGGCCUACAAACUGGCUAACGCUGGAUACAAGGUCGUUAUGACCCAGGCCACCCAUCUCUACUUCGACCACCCGUACGAGCCUGACCCAGAAGAGCGUGGGUACUACUGGGCACCACGUUUCAUCGACACUCGCAAGACCUUUGGCUUUAUGCCCGAUGAUUUGUACGCUAACGCUGACUUCACGAGAAUGGGAGACCCGAUAAUUGACCUGUGUAAUAACAUGUACAAGGGAAAAUGCAUUCCUCUCAGCAAACCAGAGAACGUAGCGGGAAUGGCGGGUGCCCUGUGGAGCGAGACAGUACGAACUCCUUCCCAACUCCAAUCCAUGAUCUACCCACGACUGUUAGCUCUGGCCGAGAGGGCCUGGCACGUAGGCUGUUGGGAGAGCGAGAAAGACGUAGCCAUGAGAAAACAACACCAGAAGUUGGACUGGGAGUUGUUUGCUAAUAGUCUGGGGCAUAAAGAACUGAUGAGGCUGGAUAAGUUGAAUAUUGACUACCAUAUUCCCGUGCCUGGGGCAAGAGUUGUUAAUGGAGUCCUGGAGACAAACGUCGCCUUACCAGGCCUGGUGGUACAGUACAGUACUGAUAACGGCAGCACUUGGAGUGACGUCACGUCCGGUCUAAGACUUACGGGCAAAGUAGUGCUCGCUACCAGGUCAGCAGACAGACGCCGACAGAGCAGGCGCAUCGAGCUUCAAAUCUUUAUACGAGCUUUAUCCGGUUGUUACGUUGAUUUGGACCAUUUAUCUAUGAGACUGAACACACUGACUUUUGAAUGCUUGUUAAUAUAUAUUGUUGGCCCAGCUAAAUACUCAAGCCUCGUAAGACUGGAUCAGUACUUAUUGAAUAGAGUUGUAUCUAGCCUGGCUGUGAGGUACGAUGUUCUAGACAACCUUCAGACAACCUUGAACGAUAACCCCAAAACAUACCGAGCUCAAAUAACCUUGACAAACAAAGGACGAGACGUCAUACCGAAGGGAGACUGGGGACUAUACUUCUGCCAUAUAAGGAUGAUCGAGGAGGAACAUACUGCGCAUGCUCCGAGUGGAUACCGCAUACCAGGAGAUCAUGGUUUCAAAGUUACGCAUAUCAAUGGGUGCCUUUUCAAAUUCAGCCCAACUGAAGACUUUAAAGACCUUGAUGUAAAAAACUCGAUUCGAAUUCAGUUCAACGCUUCGUUUUGGUGCGUUUCUAGGACUGACGUCAUGCCGAACUGGUACAUCGCGGCGGAGGGACUGGAAGCUCGUACCAUUACCAGCACAGCAGGGGAGGGGUUAGGCUUUGUUGGUCUAUUUGAUACACCAAGGAAAUGGAAACGAUAUCCCAGUGAUAAGUAUAACCCCUAUACCUCUGAACAAAGGUACGAGAUGUCCGGGGUAUCGGAUAUGGGGCGACCGGGGAAUGUUGUACUGCCGACACCGUUAAAUAUAUCGAGAUACAACGUAUCUCGUACCGCAGAUGUGAGGACAGGAGACUGGAUUAUUGUGGCGCCAAUCGAGCUUGAAAAAGAAGCAAGAUUCUUGGCAGGUAAACUCGGCAUCAAUGAAGUAACGACUCAAGGCAGUCACCGAGUGUUCCGUCUUAUCCAGCUCAAACUUGAUGACGUCAAACUUGGCGGGAACUUUUCGUCCAAUCAGGAAGCUUAUGAACUGAACGUCGACGCUGGAAAGUCGAUCAUUACAAUAUUAGGGGUGACGGCCUCAGGUGUUUUCUGGGGGGUGCAGUCACUACUGAGUAUAACUAGGGAGGGGAGGGUGCCGCAUAUUCAUAUCGUUGAUGCCCCAAGAUAUGAGUUCAGAGGAAUGCAUAUUGAUGUGGCAAGGAAUUUCUUUGAUAAAGAAAAUAUUUUUAAGCUAAUCAAUGUGAUGGCAAUGUAUAAGAUGAAUAAACUACAUCUACACUUGACAGAUGACGAAGGAUGGAGGCUGGAAAUACCUGGAUUACCGGAACUUACUAAGGUUGGAGGAAGACGCUGUCACGAUCCAACAGAAAAAACGUGUAUUGCAUCUCAGCUCGGAUCAGGCGCCUUCACUGGCAACACAGGAUCUGGAUUCUUCACCACAAAUGAUUAUCGAGAUAUUCUACAGUACGCUGAAGACAGACACGUGCAAAUUAUUCCCGAGUUUGACAUGCCUGGACAUGCACACGCGGCUAUCAAAUCCAUGAAUGCCCGUAUGGAGAACUUGACGAAGCUUGGCCAAUACGAUGAAGCCAAGAAGUACCUCCUAUCAGAUCCAAACGAUCAAUCAAAAUACCUGUCAGCGCAGCUCUUUAAAGACAAUGCCAUCAGCCCGUGCGUCAACUCUACGUAUGAGUUCAUCGAGACUCUUGUUAAAGCGAUAAAAGCAUUGCAUUCUGGGAUACAACCACUUCAGAUAUUCCAUUUCGGAGGAGAUGAAGUUCCCAAAGGCGCUUGGACGGGGUCGCCAUCAUGUAAGGACUUGGCUAAAGAGCUUGGAAUCAGUUUGACAGAUCCAUCAGCAGUAAAACACCUCAUGGGAUACUUUGUACAACGCGUUUCUAAUAUCACUAAGACGCACGGGCUAGACUUGGCUGCUUGGGAAGAUGGUCUUCUUGGAGCCGACGAACAACCCUACAAGAGGUCAUUGGUGAUGAAUAGGAAUGUGUUUGCUAAUACAUGGGAUAAUGUAUGGGAAUGGAACAAAGCCACACGACCCUAUAAACUAGCUAACGCUGGAUACAAGGUAGUUAUGACCCAGGCCACACAUCUCUUCUUUGACCACCCGUACGAACCUGACCCAGAGGAGCGUGGGUACUACUGGGCACCUCGCUUUACUGAUACAAGAAAGACGUUUGGCUUCAUGCCUGAUAACUUGUACGCUAACGCUGACUUUAAGCAAAACGGGGAGAAAAUAACAAACGUGUGUGAAACUAUCUAUGAAGGGAAAUGUGAGCAACUAUAUAAACCAGAAAAUAUCGUAGGUAUGUCGGGUGCCCUGUGGACAGAGACAAUACGAACGUCUGAAGAACUAGACUCUAUGCUUUUUCCUCGAUCACUUGCCUUGGCUGAGAGGGCCUGGCAUAAAGCAGACUGGGAAAAUAUUCAGGAUGACGUCAGACGCGAGAGAAUGAAGACAAGAGACUGGGAAUUUUUUGUUAAUACUCUGGGUUACAAGGAACUCGGACGGUUGGAUAAAUUGAACGUGGCAUAUCGUAUUCCACCACCUGGUGCAAGACUGGUGUCUGACCAGCUACAUACGAAUGUUCUAGUGCCAGGUCUCACCAUUCAGUAUACUAGGGACGAGGGAAAGACUUGGAGUGAUGUGCAAGAGGGAAUUAGAGUUACGGAUGGAAUUAAAAUUGCAACAAGGUCAGCGGACAGACGUCGUACGAGCAGGCUCAUAGACGUAUCAGGAAGAAAGGUCACAACAACAAACUCAUCACCAAGAUUAGAUAAGAUGRCAUCUACUACCAUAAUCUUGUGGUUAUUGGCUAACCUAUUAGUGUUACGUAUACACGUACAAUAACUGCUGUGUGCAUUUAUAAAGCACGCUGUUAUAGAUGAUUUUCGAGAUCUGCGAGCGCUUUCAUAAAUAUCGCAGGCGCAGAYAUGAAAACGAUUCAUUUUCAGGCAAAAASCAUCAACUAUAUACAAUGGUUUUGACCAAUUUUGCACCUUUUUCACGCCUUUUCCUAAUGCAAAUAGCUCAUUUUUGGCCAUUUUCAGGAAAAAAACAUAAGCCGUACCCCAAGGUUUUCACCCAUUUUAGACCAUUUCCAAAUAUUUUUCCAGAUAUGUUUUCUUAAUGUCGUAUGGACAAUUGGUGAUUUUUGGGCUUUUUUAGGUAAACAGCAUAGGCUAUAGCUCUUGGUUUUGACCGAUUCCGAAUAUAUCAYUUUUCAUGUAAGGUUAGCACGUGCCACCUACAUCUGCCGGCCGGCAUCUCCUGGCCCCACACGCGUCUGGUGGCCCCUUGACCAUAACUCGGGAACAAAGCAUGCUAUGGUAACGAAACUUGGUAGCAUUGGUUAGACUGCUGUUUUCAAUCAUCUGACCACGUGACAUGACGUGCCGUCACAUAUCAAGUGACAUGUCAUUCCCUUUAGUUUCAUUUCUUUGUUUUUGUGCAAAUGAAACAAAGAAUCCUAUUCUCAAACUAAUAACACGUGGUCUGAAAUUUCAAAACAAAUGACACAGUCCCUGACAUGGGACGAUAAAAUAGAUAAAUGAAUAGUCUUGAAGCGUUUUAUGAAUUCCAAGAUAUAACUAGCUAAAAACUAGUGUGAGCUGCGUCGGUGUUUCUAAUGAAACAGUAAUGAUGAAAAGGUAAAUUAUACACCGUGAAAAGAUGAAAAUUACUCUUAACGUAAUUGAAGCUUAUUUCUUGGCAUUAAUUUACAUUUACGCGGAAACGUAAACCUUGAUUAUGUGAGAACUGUAAGAGCCAUUUACACCAGCUUUACGCAAUGUUAGUAAAGUAGGCAUUUAUCACCAGCGUAAAGCUGCUUAAACUAAUUAAAUGAAUUCCAAAUGUGAAUGUACUAUCAACAUCACUAAAAUAGGUGCUCAGUAAACAUUAGGGUGUGGCACAUUUUAAAGCUAAGAUUUAGACUUGUAGCYUGUUACUUCUCUCACUCGCUCUGUUGUUGAGCUCGCAGUGAAUCAACUGCAUCCCAAAAGCCUUUGCAUGCAUUCAUCCCCUUCCCAUAUUCCAUUGUGAAUAGAAGGAAUAAAUUCAAGUGAAUAGAAGGAA